Molecule: messenger RNA, 2372 nt
Organism: Amoebophrya sp. A120
Lineage: Eukaryota; Dinophyceae; Syndiniales; Amoebophryaceae
Source: the annotation of a GenBank genome assembly
GCUCAUCUUGCGCCAAAUUUCUGAGAGACUCAGGUGAUGUUGUAGUGUAGGAGCGACGAUGUACAUGUAGUUCUAGUUGCGGAAUAAUGGCUUGGAAGAUGCGCCACCACCCUAGCGAAAUUUUCACACAGACGAGGAGCGUGCGCGUUUUCGUGUUAGCUGUUGACUCUUGUCCUUCGAUUGCCAAUAUAAUUAUGCAUGCGCCGCCGCCAAUACAAUGCAUGCGGUCUCGACAUUUCAUCGCGAGCGCGACCAAGGCCGCAGCGGAAAACGAGGGCUUCGCUGAGGCAUCACCACACCCAUCGGGUAGAUAAGAUACAGAGAUAAAGACGUCACAAGGUCUUGGAGGCGGAUUCCCCUGCGAACACGAUGCCGCCACUUCCUGCGCCGGUGCUCGGCUUCAUGGUUCAAGACCGAUCGGACGCACUGGAUAUUCGGAAGCUUUGGUAAGUUCGCAAAACAAUAAAUACUUAGAACAUAAUAGAAAGGGCUUGUCGCUGUAGCUGCUUUGAUUGAGUUCCUUUUGGCGUCGAGCAGCCAUUUUGACUACAACGGAUCAUGGUGAUCAUGGUCACGCUCUAGAUGUGAUCUACAUGAAGCCGCAAAAACAGCUUCACAAAAAUGCAGCUUGGAUCAUACAAAAUUACAGGCAUGUGACCUUGAUUCUUGGUCUUCUCGUACUUUUGUACGAGCUGUGGCUGAACACCUUCGCCGGGACGAUCGCAAGAGGAUGGCUCCUCGGUCUCACUGCCGCAGGGUUGGGAAUCCUCGUGAACUACUUUACGCUGACGCGUUUGGUCCUGUUCAGCUUCGGCGAAAGGGUGGACCGUUCGAUCGAUUCCGUCGGCGAUUUCAUGUCUCCCGUGGUGUCUGACCAGGAGUACGAAAAGCGCUUAUCGCUAGAGGAUGAGCAGACGGCACUGAACUUCAGCGCUUCGGGUAGCGGGGGCGGUGGAGGAUUCGGUGCGAGAGCUUCGACCCCACCGCUCAGCGGAGCAGGUCGCACGGGAACAACUACGGGAUCGUCUGUAGCAGGAGCUACGAUGACCGGAAACAAAACCUCACCGACGACGGAAAAUACCGGCGUGUUUUCAUCCGUCGGUGCUGCUGAGCCGCCCCAGCUGAUUGGCGGGCAAGAGGACCAAGUGGGCGGUGAAACUAGCUUCAUCGACUACAAUAGCGGUACGGAACAGGAGUCCGACCACGCGUUGCGUGCCCGGCAGCAAAGGGCGAAGACCAGACGGAACUACCGGAAAACGAGGGACCCACGGCUGGUUCUGUUCCCCAAGCUGCCGACCGGCAGAGUGCCCCUGUACCCAGUGUGCGGCGAGAACCUGAUCGGUAUGUGUCCCUUCACUGGCGGCCGGAUCACGCUGUACAUCUACCGGGACUGCUGGCGCGUUUGGAUGUGGUUGUCGGUGUUCUACGGAUUCUGGACGUUUUUCCAAACGGUGAAAAUAAUUCCGCUCUUGUCCAUCCACGGCGGGGGGAACGAGCGGGAAGACGCGAUUCGAAACGCGCACUCCUACCACGAAGUGACGUUUUUCCUCGUCUUUCUGAUUCUGUUUCACAUCAACUUUUUCUGGUGCGCGUACUUCGUCAUCUACAAACAGACAGCGUUGUUGCAAAGGGUGAUAGAAAAUGGCAGCUUGUACCAGGCGGAGGUGAUCGCCUUACGCAAUACGCCGAAUUAUCACACGAGCUUGCUGUACGGUUUGCCCACCGGCGGGGAAAACACGCCGACAUCGAGCACCCCGGGGGCGAGCAGGAUACCCAGUCGCGAAAGACCGGCUGCUUUUUCGCAGCCAGUGCCUGCUUGGAAUUAUCCGUCAACAAACCCGCCGCCUUCUUCAACGAGCACCACGGACACCCGCAUUGCCAAUGCGGCACCUGGAUUCGCGCUGCCGGGAAGCGAUCUGAAGGAGCAGGAACAAAGCAACGGGCCGCAACAUCAAGGCAGUGCUACGCAAAUCGUCGGGAUCCCGCUUGGUAACAACAACACAAGUACCGGUGGCGCGCAGACCAACAACGUCACCAACGGGGGCCGCGUCGUCGGUGUCCCUGUCGGGAGGAGUCCAAACGAUGAGCAAGCGCUUGUGCUGCCACCGAAUCAACUAGGAACAUUUGACGGAGGCCCACUACAGCAGAGGUAGCGAUGAAAGGUUGCUGCGAGGCGCAACUUAGUUCUUGCUCACGUGCUGAGAAAAAGUACAUUUUCACGACGCACAUCGAGGAACCGAUACCAAACCCAAUGAAACGGGGGUCUGCACUGCUUUUGUCCUUGAACGCAGCAUCAGUCGGGCGGAUGUUACAAUCACGCAGUAGAAGGAGCGCGCAGCUGUUGUCUUAUGAUGAACACACAGCGACAGCCC